GGGUCCGGUCGCCGUAUGUGACCAAUAUGCGUCUGCUGGAACGCAGAGCGGCUGUUCAUUGGCUGUAGCGGGCCAGCGCCUUGGCUGCUGAUUGGCCAGAGUGACAGUUCCGCUGUACUCUGCACCGUGUCCUGCUGUGGGAGGGGGGCCGAGUGUGAUGUUGGCAACCGGGGGCAGCAGGGCACCGUGCAGCGGCGGAGAGGGGUGGAGGCGGAGCCUGAGCCAUGGAGUAGAGUGAGCAGUUGAAUUCUUAGAGCUGCUGAGGAAUAUUCCAAUUGAUGAUGAAGGUUGCCAUUAUAUCCAAAUUCUAUAUCACUGUUUGGGAAAAUGAGGCUAUAAAGGUUCCAGUGGGGAUCCAGAACAGUGAUGUCUUACAUGUUUUUUGUCAAAUUCAUUCAGUACUAACCCAUAUCUUUGGGUCAUCAUGAAGCUGAAACAGCGGGUUGUGGUCCUAGCUUUGCUGCUGGUCAUACUAGUCCUUACCAAACUUCUAUUGCUGGACAGAUUGGAGACUUCAGCUGCCCAGAGACAGGACCAGCUGUCUUUCCAGCGCAUGAUGUCCAGCUUGCGGCUUACCAUGGACUCGCGUCUGGAGCACACCUUGCAGUCCCCUUGGGAGAUUGCAUCUCAAUGGGUUGUCCCAAGAGAGGUGUAUCCUGAAGACACUCCGGAAAUGGGAGCUGUCUUACACUCUAUGGCUACAAAAAAAAUCAUAAGAGCUGACGUGGGCUACAAAGGUACGCAGCUCAAAGCCUUGUUAGUCCUGGACGGUGGACAGAAGGUAGUCUUCAAACCAAAAAGAUACAGCCGCGAUUAUGUUGUGGAGGGGGAACCGUAUGCUGGGUAUGAUCGGCACAAUGCGGAGGUGGCUGCUUUUCAUCUGGACAGGAUUCUUGGCUUCAGGCGCGCCCCUUUGGUGGUUGGCCGAUAUGUGAAUCUUCUCACCGAAAUUAAACCUGUAGCCACCGAGCAGCUGCUAAGCACCUUUUUGAAGCAGGGGAACAACACCUGCUUCUAUGGGAAGUGUUACUACUGUCGUGAGACAGAGCCCGCCUGUGCCGACCGGGAAGUGAUGGAAGGUUCAGUGACUCUCUGGCUCCCUGACGUUUGGCCCCUGCAGAAGCACAGACACCCUUGGGGCAGAACUUAUCGAGAGGGAAAGCUGGCAAGGUGGGAGUAUGAUGAAAGUUACUGUGAUGCUGUGAAGAAGACCCCGCCCUAUGAUGCUGGGCCUCGUCUGCUCGAUAUCAUUGAUACAGCUAUCUAUGAUUACCUGAUUGGGAAUGCAGAUCGUCAUCACUAUGAGAGCUUCCAGGAUGACGAGGGUGCCAGCAUGCUUAUACUGCUAGACAAUGCCAAGAGUUUCGGCAAUCCAUCAAUGGACGAGCGCAGUAUUCUGGCCCCCCUGUACCAGUGCUGCAUCAUUCGUGUCUCCACCUGGAAUCGUCUCUCUCACCUAAAACACGGCACUCUCCGCUCUGCCUUGCUUUCUUCCACCAGCCAUGACCCACUGCAUCCAGUCCUGUCUGAGGCUCAUAUGGAAGCCUUGGAGCGCCGUCUGAAUGGGAUAUUAGGAACCGUCCAGCAAUGUUUAGACCAGUUUGGCACAGAUGUGGUGAUGGUGGAGGACCGAAUGACUCUUUCUCAUGUUUAAUACCAGUGCUGUAUAAUAGAGACUUUUUUCCUUUAAGGAACAUCCAGCUGGUGUGAAUAUUUUUUUACAAUACGCCUGGAAGACUGGUAUAAACAGCACAGUGCCCCCACAAACUGCAACCCACUUGGGGGAGGGAUAUUGGCCAGGUGCAGGAACUUAUACCCCCUCAGCCAUGUUCUAGGAUAUGGGCUUCUACUUAUUUUUAUUAAAGCUAGAGAACAUCACAAGCCCUCGAUGCUUUGAGGGUGCAAAAACGGUUCAGGAAGAAAACGGGAAGUUUUAUUUUCAGUUCGUAAUUUAUUCUUUUCAAUUUUUCAGCUUAUUUUUUUUUUUCUUUGUCUUCUUAAAGGUUACCUUGCUUUUUAAUCUUUUAGAGUGCUGGUUUACAACCAUGCAGUUUGCACAGUGUCCACAUGGUGGCACUGCCACCUUUUCCAGAAACCAUGUGGCUAGUUCAUUGUCCCGUGUAGCAGGUUUGACAUAUACGGCUGUGACCCUGCUAAUUCCAGAAGAGAAUUAGACUUUUAAUUUAUGAACUAGUACUUUAGAAUCUGGAAUUACAAAUUUGGGACUUUUUCACUGCUGGUCUUUGGUUUUCAAUGGCAGCUGCACGCAUUACAUCAUUAAUCCCCUCCUUACCUGAGAGGGCUGAAACGUGUUAAUUUACUGUAUUUCACUGACUACUUUCUCCCUUCUCUUAAUCUGAAAAUCACUUGCCUAUACUCUGUACUGUUCUUUGCUCAUUGCUGGGUUUUUGUUGUUGAGUUUUUGUGUGCAAACCUCAUGUAUUGUUCCCUUACAUGACAGACACAGAGCAAUAGUUUCAUCCAAGCUUUUACAUCAGCUUUUGCUUGGAAAUCCUCAUACAGCCACUUCCUGUCUAAUACAAUUGAAUGCAAUUGUAUUUUCUUCUGUGUUAUGGUAUAUAACUAAAUAAAUGAGCUGUCCUGGGUGCACACAGGUAGUUUUAAAUCACUUGUGCUGCCUUAAGGGGCCUACACACUGGACAGUGUUUUCGACCAUCGAUAUUAUCGAUGGUUGAUUUAACCUACACAUUGUACGAUAUCGAUGGGUCAAUUUGGACAAUACAAUAUCGUUCAAAUUGACUAGCAUGUAUCAACGAUGAACGAUUGCGGGCAUGUGCAUCGUUCAUCGUUGAUGCAUACACACUGAAAGAUAUGAACGAUUUAUCGUUCCUUUAUGAACUAUAUCAUUCAUAUCUUUCAAGAGAUCGCCCAGUGUGUAGGCCCUUUUAGUCUUCUCCGGUGAUUAGAUAGAGAAAAGGCAGGAGAUGACCCCUUUGCAUUAGGGAUCACCGAUCCCUAUAGCAACAAGCACAGUGCAUCCGCAGACUCCUCUUUACAUAACUUAGGGAUAAUGGGGAUGCAAAUAACAAAGUGUAUAACUUUUAUUUCCCAUCCGUGUUCAUUCUCUGUGUAUCAAGAUGGCUUUGUCGCCUUCGGAUCAAUGAAUUAACCGGCGUGUAAGAACAGAACAGGAGGUGAUUGGUCAGAUUACGGUUUCCUCAUGAUCACAUGGUACUGUACAUAUUGGCUGAAAUCUCCAGUUAGCUAUACUGUAAGUUUACUUCAUGCUGAUUUUAGGUCGAGAAGAGAUCACAGAUGUAUAAUAAGUUGACAAUGGUGGAAUUUGGAAGAUGUGAUUUUGAAAAGUAUGAAUUCUACAAUUUAUAAAAAGUGCAGAUAAAGAGAAGGAAUAUCUUGCGUAAGCAAAUGUCGCUUCUUAUUAAAAAUAUUAUUUUACUACACAGCUGACGGAACAAGCACAAAUGGCUUUUAGAAAUGUAUGCACGGCUUGAGCCUUAUAUGUUGGUCUCCAUUCAUACACAACAUAGCACCUGGGUUCACAUGUUGGUUAAAAAGAUAGUAAUAAACUAGAUGGCUUUUACUGAAUGGUAUAUUUAGGUGUGUGGGAUAAUUUUUUUAGACAUUUAUCAUAUCCACAUGAUUAGAAUAUCGCCACAACGUUCCUGGUGGUCUGGCGGUGACUUACCUGGUACAGCGGGCAUGACUUCCAACUCGUCUUGCAGUGGUUCCGGUGAUGAGAACCCCUAACCCCCUCCCUUCCCCCCCAGUGCCUAACCCUAACCUUCCCUCCCAUAACCUAACCCUUACCCUCUGUCUGUGCAUAAAAUUCCCCCUAGUACUGAAAUCUUACCUCUCCUCCUAUAUCUUAACCCUUACCCUCUGGUCUGUGCAUAACCCUAACCUCCCCUCCUGCAGCCUAACCCUAACCAACCCUGCCUUCCCAUAUCCUAACCCUUAGACUCUGGUCUGUGCAUAACCCUAACACUCCCCCUGGUGUCUAAUCUCCACUCCUGCAGCCUAAUCCUAACCCUCCCCCUAGUGCCUAACCCUAACCUCUCCUCCUAUAUCUUAACCUUUACCCUCUGGUCUGUGCAUAACUCUAACCUCCCCCACUGCAACCUAACCCUAACAAACCCUCCCUUUCCAUAUCCUAACCCUUAGACUCUGGUUUGUGCAUAACCCUCACCCUGGUGCCUAAUCUCCACUCCUGCAGUCUAACCCUAAUCUCCCCUACUGCAGCCUAAUCCUAACCCUCCCCCUAGUGCCUAACCCUAACCACCCCUCCUGCAGCCUCACCCUCCUUUCCAUAUCCAUGUGCAGAGAGUGUUAUAUUUGGGUGGGUUAUUUUGUUUCUGUGCAGGGUAAAUACUGGCUGCUUUAUUUUUACACUGCAAUUUAGAUUGCAGAUUGAACUCACCACACCCAAAUCUAACUCUCUCUGCACAUGUUAUAUCUGUCGUCGUCCCCCCCUUCAGUGCACAUGGUUUUGCCCAACUGCUAACAAAGUUCCUACUGCGAUCAGCUCAGAAUUACCCCCUUAGUCCUGAUCGGCUUGGUCUGUGUCUACCACUCAUAGCUGGUUCAGUUGGAUAUAAGGAGCACAAAUACAUUUUGUGUGUGUGUGUAUGUAUAGCAUUGCAAACCUUUUCUGAACCUUUGCAUAAGCUCUAUUAUGUAAAAGGCAUGAGGAUACACACCUAUAGUACACUCUGCUAUUACAUAAUAGUAAUAAGUGGACAAAGUAACUGCAAUGUUUCUCUUGUACAGUACGUUCCUACAUCCAGUAGGUGGCGCAGUGUAACUCCGCUGUACAGUGCUGUUUGCCAGGUUAUAGUAGGGCAUUAGUAACAGGCAUGUGGUGUGUGCUUUUGGGUAUUUUUCCAUUUUUCUCUAACAACUGCAAUGUUCACAUUUAUUGCUCUGUGUCUGUGUAAGCUCUUCUUCAUGUGUCAUAAUGUUUACAUGUCACACCCGUGUAGUACAUGUCACAGGCGAGUCACUGAAGGCUCUUUUUGUUUAUUUUUAUUGUGAAAAAGCUGCUAUGUUCAUACAAACUACAGUGGAAGAGAGAAUUUCUAUGACUUGUUAUGUACGUUCCAGGUUGGGAGAGGUGCUGGGCUUUAGCAGGAAUGGGGCAGGUAAAAUUUUAAAAUAAAAUGUAUACAAUGAA
Pseudophryne corroboree (corroboree frog) is the source of this 5152-nucleotide messenger RNA. RefSeq names its product FAM20B glycosaminoglycan xylosylkinase (gene FAM20B). NCBI's taxonomy places the organism in Eukaryota, Metazoa, Chordata, Amphibia, Anura, Myobatrachidae. The record is from RefSeq and is a predicted model, not a curated record. Gene Ontology annotation, biological process: proteoglycan biosynthetic process. Bases 425 to 1654 code for a protein of 409 amino acids. The transcript is spliced from 9 exons. Gene Ontology annotation, molecular function: phosphotransferase activity, alcohol group as acceptor. Gene Ontology annotation, cellular component: Golgi apparatus.